UUUAUAUGCUUCAUUUAGUUUUAGAAAGAUAAAUUUUAAGCAGGCUUAAACAUUGAAUAUGGCUGACAGAGAAUCUGGCAUUGUUUGGAAAAGAUCAAGUAUACCUCUUUGUGGAGAUGAUGAAGAUGUUUGGGAUGAUACCGUUUUGAUAAAAGCUUACGACAGAGCUGUUGCAAGAAUAAGGAAUGAUAGCGACAUUCAACCUGUUCAGUCUCGAUCUAAAAGAAAGAGAAAAAAUAGAAGUCUGAAUAGAAGAAAAAAAAUGACUUGGAAGGUUGGUUCAAAGUGUCUCUCCCCCUACUCUGGUGAUGGGCUUUACUAUGAAGCAACAAUUUUGUCUAUUGAUAUUGAGGCUUAUCUUGCUGAUGUUCAAUAUGAUCACUAUGGCAACACAGAAAAAGUGGACAUGUCUCAGUUACUUAGUAUUGAGCACAAUGGAAAAAAAUCCGAAAUGAACUGUGAAAACAAAGAUUUGGAAGUGAAAACAAAGAUGGCUGCUGAAGAGAUGUUAAAACAAUCUAAUCAAAAAAAUUUGAGAAAACAAUGGAAAGUGUCUGACAUAUGCUUUGUUUCUGUUAAAAAUGAAGAAACUAUUUUCAAGCAGGCUGUCAUUAAUGAGUUUAUCACUUCAUCAAUAUGUAAAGUUACUUAUACAUUUGAUCAUAAAACAGCGGAAGUUCCAAUAACUUCUUUAUUCACAGCUUCAAAAGUGCAGCGCAUGUAUAGAGCAUCACACUCUAAUGUUGGAGCUGAUAAAAAAAAAGAAGUUCGUCCAGGGAAUUAUCUGUACAAUAACAGACCUGUGCUUCCAUCAGAUAUUUUAGAAUUUUCUGAAGUACCCAAGGGAUUUGAUCCGCCAAUGUUUCCUCCUUUUCUCCCACAAAUACAUACUUCAAAUAAAGGUUCAUUUUUACGAAAUGGAUCUAUACCACUUCCUCCUCCAAAUUUGCCGCCUUUUCCUAGUCCUCCUAUAGUGCCCAAAGCUGUUCAAGCUGGAGACGAAGAAGCCCUAGCUGGAAUGUUGAUGUCUUGGUAUAUGAGUGGUUACCAUACAGGAUAUUACCAGGGGAUGCAUUUUUUAAAUCGUGAUUCCGAAUCAAAAAAGAUAAAAAACAAUGAUUUUAAAACCAGUAAUUCGGAUAUUAAACGUGAUGUAACGAGUGAGGUUGAAACUACCGACGGUGAACCUUUUCAUAUUAAAACGAAUUCGGACGUUAAAAAAGAUGUAAUGAGUGAGGUUGAAACUACCGAUGGUGAAUCUUCACUUAAUCAAAAGACUCAUACGAACUUAGAAAAGGAUUUGAUGAGUGACGUUGAAACCACAGACUGCGAAUCUUUUGUAGCAACUCAUAAAGACUUAACACAAGUUGUAACGAGCGAGAUUGAAACGACUGAUGGUGAACCUUCCUGAUUAAAAAUUUGCACUCUAAACAAAAUUAGCUAAUUUAAUGUUAUACAAUUCGAUUGUUUGUUGUUUAUAUAUUUAUAAGCAAA
Molecule: messenger RNA, 1494 nt
Organism: Hydra vulgaris (swiftwater hydra)
Lineage: Eukaryota; Metazoa; Cnidaria; Hydrozoa; Anthoathecata; Hydridae
Product: survival motor neuron protein
Biological process (GO): mRNA processing
Cellular component (GO): nucleus; cytoplasm
Molecular function (GO): RNA binding
Source: RefSeq, a predicted model, not a curated record